ACUUCAUAUGCAUGUGAUGUCCUGAGUACAACAAAUACUCAAACAAGAUAAUACAUAAUUCUCUAAAUAGAAUGUUUUCAGUGUGUAAGUUUAUAUGGAGAAAGUGCUCUGAAGGUCUGCAGGGAGGAGUAGACAUGGUCCCAGCCCUCAACAUCUUUAAUGACAUGUCAUGGAAAAUGACACAGGUACAAACAUAAUUAAAUCACCACAAAAGGGAUAAAGGAUGGGGAGUAACAUACUUUUGGGGAACAGAAAAGGCUUCAGAAACUUGGGGAAAAUUUGGAAUGGACCUUGAAGCACAGUAAGAUUUCAUGAGAUGAUGAUUAAGGUUGGGAGAGGAGGAAGGAUGUGAGAAUUUGAGGGACAGGAAAGAAAAGGAACUGUCCAAGUGUUCAGUGUGGUUAGGAAACUGGGUUGAGGAAUUGCCUAAGGCUAGAAAGUGGGUUGGAGUUAGGAUGUAUCAGACCAUGGCUGACCGCUGUUAGGAAGAUUCUGCAGUUGUUGAUAUAAUAGUGAUCUAUAUGUACAUAUGUAUGUAUGUGUAUGUCUGUGUGUGUGUGAUGUGGUUUAAAAAAUAUAUAUAUAUGUCAUCUCAAACUUACAGAAAAGUUGCAAGUACAGUAAAACAACUUUUCUUUUUCCUAAAUUAUUUAAGAAUAGAUUUCCAAUCUGAUGACCUAUCACCCUUCAUUAUAUAGCUGAGUAUAUAUUUCCUACAAAAAAGAUAUAACCACAAUACAGCCAUCAAAAUCAGCAAAUUAGUAGAGCUACAAUACUACAAUUUAAUAAUCAGAUCCAAUGUGAAUUUCACUAAGGUAGGUGGCUUCUGGAAGCUGGAAAGGGGAUUCAUCCCAAGAGUUUCCAGAGAGAAAGGCAACCCUGCCAACUCUUUGAUUUUAACCCAGUGAGACCUCAGUAAGACUGCUACAGAAUCCUAAAACAGUAGAGAGUGUGUGUGUGUGUGUGUGUGUGCCUAUGUGUUUAAGUCACUAAAUCCAUGUAAUUUGUUAUGGCAGAGAAUAAAAAAACGAAUACAAAUCAUUAUCACUGUAUUUCCCUAAUCAGUCAUACCACUGUGGUGCCAGGCCGUGUAGAAUCCAAUCUUCCUAUAAGCGUUCCUGGCAGUAAAAAGAAAGAAAGGUGAUAGAACGUCUGCCUGUUGUACAUACAGACUGGAAACAGUAUUCCCUUCGGAUGACUCCUUUAAAAAAAACCUUGCCUGUUCUGCAACGCGAGCCAUGACUGCACAACUCUGCCCCUGCCAAGAAUCAUUUUCUUAAGAAAUUUGUUUUCCUAAGAGUUAUCUCUAGAGACACUCCGAGAAAACAGCGAGGAAACACAAAUUAUUUUAUGUUUCAAUUUCCUGAAUGAAGCAAAGCAAACAAGGUGCGAAGCAAACAGGGUUCGAAGCCCUGACGGCCCAGAGACUGCACAGCGGGCCCAGAAGCAGGAGCGCCCCCUCGACAGGCGGCGUAGCCUCUGCGACGCGGCUGCGGGCAGCUCCGGGAGGAGGAUCUCAACCCCAGUGUUGCCCCACUCCGGGAAUCAUGGAAGCUGACAAAGACAGUAUACUACAAGUUCUUAAGGAGCAUUGGUCAGAUGAAUUUAUGAAAGAUGAACAAAACAAGGGAUUAAUUGAUGAAAUUACAAAGGAAAAUAUUCAGCUAAAGAAGGUGAUCCAAAAGCUUGAAACCGAGUUACAAGAGGCUACCAGAGAAUUCCAGAUUAAGGAGGAUAUUCCUGAAACAAAGAUGAAAUUCAUUUCAGUUGAAAUUCCUGAGAAUGACAGCCAGUUUCAAAAUAUCUCCUGUUCAUUUCAAGUGAGCUCGAAAGUUCGUUAUGAGCUACAGAAAGGACAAGCACUUAUCACCUUUGAAAAAGAAGAAGUUGCCCAAAAUGUGGUAAGAAUGAGUAAACACCAUGUGCAGAUAGAAGACGUAAACGUGGAGGUUACAGCCCAGCCAGUUCCACUAAACUCAGGAGUCAGAUUCCAGGUUUUUGUAGAAAUUUCUAAAAUGAAAAUCAAUGUUACUGAAAUUCCUGCCACAUUGCCUGAAGAUCAGAUGAGAGACAAACUAGAGUUGAGUUUUUCUAAGUCCCGGAACGGAGGAGGAGAGGUGGACAGCAUGGACUACGACAGACAGUCCAGGAGCGCCGUCAUCACGUUUGUGGAGACUGGAGUUGCUGAAAAGAUUUUGAAAAAUAAAGAAUAUCCUCUUUAUAUAAAUGAAACCUGCCAUAGAGUUACUGUUUCUCCAUACACAGAAAUGUACUUGAAAAAGUAUCAGAUAUUUUCAGGAAUUUCUAAAAGGACAGUGCUUCUGACUGGAAUGGAAGACAUUCAAAUGGAUGAAGAGAUUGUGGAGGAUUCAAUUAACAUUCACUUUCAACGGGCAAAGAAUGGGGGUGGAGAAGUAGAUGUGGUCAAGUGUUCUCUCGGUCAACCUCACAUAGCUUACUUUGAAGAAUAGAAUCAGAAUCAUAGCAGAAUCAUGAAAGCUAUAGCUUUUUAACUCUGAUUACUGUAAAUGUUUGACAAAAAUGAAUACGCUUUUCCUUCAAAAAUGAAAACUUUUAUUUUUAGCAUCCAUUUAUUUUUAGAUACAAAAUUUAUUUCCAUGUUUCUGAAUCUUCUUUGUUUCCAAUGGAGCUGCAUGUUUUCAACUACAAUAAAUGCACUGUAAUAAAGUUUUGUUUACAGAUUA
Messenger RNA from Callithrix jacchus (white-tufted-ear marmoset), 2705 nucleotides. It is a transcript of the gene NMI, whose product is annotated as N-myc and STAT interactor. Gene Ontology annotation, cellular component: cytoplasm. The record is from RefSeq and is a predicted model, not a curated record. NCBI's taxonomy places the organism in Eukaryota, Metazoa, Chordata, Mammalia, Primates, Cebidae.